Molecule: messenger RNA, 582 nt
Organism: Telopea speciosissima
Lineage: Eukaryota; Viridiplantae; Streptophyta; Magnoliopsida; Proteales; Proteaceae
Product: receptor-like protein 48
Exons: 1
Coding region: 1-582 (193 amino acids)
Molecular function (GO): protein binding
Source: RefSeq, a predicted model, not a curated record
AUGUUUGGGAACCUUAAGAACCUUAAGAUUCUUGAUCUUUCAAACAACCUAUUGUCACUUGAAGCUGGCAACAAUACCAGUUCUACUCUUCCCCAGCUUCAAGGGUUGUACAUGGGAUCUUGCCACAUAAAAGAAUUCCCAAAUUUCUUGAGAACUCAAGAUAAAUUGCAGAGUUUAGACCUUUCAAACAACCAAAUCCAGGGACAUGUACCUAGUUGGAUAUGGAAGGGGACUCUUUCUUUUUUGGAUCUUUCUCACAACAACUUGAGCGGUACAAUUCCGGAGGAAUCGAUAUGUAAAUUGAAUAGUCUAAAAAUCUUUGUUGCCUCUUACAACAACUUGAGCGGUUCAAUUCCGGAAUGUCUAGGCAACAUUGGCACCCUCUCAGUAUUGAAUCUAAAAGAGAAUAGUUUUCAUGGAUUAAUACCUCCACAUUUUACAAGUGCAAGCUGCAGCCUGAAGAUGCUCAAUCUCGGUGUAAACAAAUUAGAAGGCCAAGUGCCCAAGUCAUUGGCUAAUUGCACAACACUAGAGAUUCUAGACCUUGGGAAGAACGAGAUAUUUGAUACUUACCCUUCCUAG